GGGAGCGGGCGGCCCCCCCGGCCCUGCUUUCCCUCGCCCUCGCCCCUUGGUUCCCGCUCGCCCCUGAUCUUUAAUGCAUACAUUCCCCGGCGCGGCGCGGCUCGCCCUAAUCCUCUGGGCUCAGGGGCCCGUGGGGGCCCCGUCCCCCCCAGGCGAGGCGGCUUUAUAAGCGGCCCCGCGGCGCGGCUCCGCACAGCCGCCAUGGCCUCGGGCCUCAAGGAGCGCAGGGGGAGCGCGGGGCCGCCCGCACCGCGCGCCACGAGGGUCCCCGCCGCGGCCCGUGACGCGCCGCCCGCGUCGCACAGAACGCCCGUGUCCCACAAGGUGAUCGAGAAGCGGCGCCGGGACCGCAUCAACCGGUGCCUGGCCGAGCUGGGCCGCACCGUGCCGCUGGCGCUGGCCAAGCAGGGCUCAGGGAAGCUGGAGAAGGCGGAGAUCCUGGAGAUGACGGUGCAGUACCUGCGGGCGCUGCACUCGGCCGACUUCCCCCGCGGCAGGGAGAAGGAGCUGCUCUCCGAGUUCGCCAACUACUUCCACUACGGCUACCACGAGUGCAUGAAGAACCUGGUGCACUACCUGACCACGGUGGAGCGGAUGGAGACCAAGGACACCAAGUACGCCCGCAUCCUCGCCUUCCUGCAGUCCAAGGCGCGCUUCGCCGCCGAGCCGCUCCUGGCCGCUCCGCCGGAGCCCGACGCCUCCUUCCCGCCGCCCCCCGAGCGCCCGCCGUGCCCCGCCGAGCCGUUCCCGUGGCCGUACGCCCCCCUGCCCGCCCCCGCGGCACUGGGCGGCCCCGGGCAGCAGCGCGCCGCCUUCCUCCCGUCCGCGCAGGGCCUGGAGCGCCGCUACCUCGGCUUGCUGGGCCCGCCGCCCCCCGGCGCCUUCGGGCUGCCGCCCGGCCAGCACCCCCCCGCCGUGCUAUAGGGCGGCGGCGCCGCGGACUCUGCCUGGACGGCGCCGGGACAAACCUACGGCCCCGGCCCCGCGUGUCUGGGGGGGACUUUCCUCGGCCGCCCCCGGCACGGAGCGACGGCACGCGGCGCCUCGCCCCGCAUUGGGCACGUACCGCCCGCGCCGCUGCCCGCUGCGGGGCCCGAAGCGGCGGGGACACGGCGCUCUGCCCCGAGCGGGGCGGGACGGGGAGCUGCGGAGCCGGUCACCCGCGGGACCCCCCGCGUCCCGGUGCGGGGCUGAGAGCCGGGCGCGCCGCGGGAUGACCGCACUACGGGAACCGGCCGCGCCUCUGCGCGCAGGGAAACGGGCAGACGGACGGACGGACGGUUCGGCACCGCAACGGGCCGCGCACCGCGUGCCUCCCGGCCGAAGCGCCGCCGCACAGGAGCGGGGAAGGGCCGUGCGGGAACUGCCUCGGCCCGCAGCACCGGGCGCCCUCGCCGUGCGAACGGGACCCCGACCCCGAGCGUCGGGCGGGUGCGCGACCCCCUCCCUCCCCUUUGGCAUUGUAGCAUUAAAGAUACAGCGUUUCCCUGGA
Coturnix japonica (Japanese quail) is the source of this 1492-nucleotide messenger RNA. RefSeq names its product helt bHLH transcription factor (gene HELT). Gene Ontology annotation, biological process: regulation of DNA-templated transcription. Gene Ontology annotation, molecular function: protein dimerization activity; DNA binding. NCBI's taxonomy places the organism in Eukaryota, Metazoa, Chordata, Aves, Galliformes, Phasianidae. The record is from RefSeq and is a predicted model, not a curated record.